CAGAAGUUCCUUGCAACAAGUGUUGUUUACCUACUGCUGUCAAAACGGUGUGGAGUAUAUGUACAUAUGAUAUUGUAUAUAAACGUUUUAAAGUGAUGUAUUAUGCAAAUCACAUAUACACAGCAAACCGUAGGUAAAAUCUGAAACAUCAGUAUGAAUCGGCACAAUGAACCAAAACGAGAAGCUGAGCCGCCAGUGGAGCUAGAGAGCCAAUUUAUCUUACGGCUCCCACCAGAACCAGCAAAAGUGCUACGUGAAGCUAUUAGGAGUGGGGUUGUUCACCUUAAGGACAGACUUUCAAUUAAGCUUGAAAAUGACAUGAGAUAUGGUGAAGUUAGAGUAGACCAUUGGUUGAUGCCUGCUAAGAUAAUGGAUUUGCCAUCCAUAGUGGAGUCACUGAAAACCAUUGACAACAAGAGCUUUUAUAAGACUGCUGAUAUAUGCCAGAUAUUAAUUUGUAAGGAAGAAGAUGAUCAGACUCCAGAGGAAGAGGGUCCUGUCAAAACAAAAAAGAAGGAUCCAAAUAAAGUUGACAAAAAGUUUCUGUGGCCACACGGAAUAACACCACCACUUAAAAAUGUUAGGAAGCGUCGUUUUCGUAAAACACUUAAAAAAAAGUAUGUUGAAGCUCCAGAAAUUGAAAAAGAGGUGAAACGUCUGCUGCGUGUUGAUAAUGAGGCAGUUUCUGUGAAGUGGGAAGUGAUUUGUGAUGAUGACAAAGCAAAAGUUAUUAAACCAUUUUCAAAUAUAGAUGAAAACAGUGAAACUGGUCCAACAAGAAAUGUUGAUACUUCAAUAGAAACAAGCAACCCUCAUAGUGUGGAUGUAGCUGAGCAUGAAAUAUUUGGUGAGGCUGUGAGUGACUCAGAAGAGGAAGAAACAAAAAUAAAUGUCACAGAAUUUGAAGAAGAGACAAGUAGACCUUCUGCUGAUGACAGUCAUAUGUCUGACUCUACAUCAUUGCAGGGUCUGUCAGCAUCACGUGAUCGACUAGUUACAGAAUUCACUACUGACAUGUUCAGUGCUGAACGAAACUACUCAGAACAUGGACCUAAAGCUUCUGGUGGAAGCUCAUUGAAACAAGAGCAGCAGAAUGAAUUUGGUGAACAGUCAGGAGAAUAUCAAAGAGUAAAACAAGAAGUAUCAUUUGAGUAUGAUAUUUUCAAGAAUGAUUUGAACCCUGUAGAAGAGUCUGAAUACAAUUCUAACUCGCAGAUGUCCAAAGAAGCUGUGAAGACUAGAUUAACAGCUUUGGAAGCAGAGUUAGCUGAUUUGCGAACACGACGGCAACAGCAGGAGCUAGAAAUAGCUAACAUAGAAAAUCAUGCCCUUCGAGUGAGGUUUCUAGAUAUCCUUGACAAUUUAUUGGCAGAACAACUUGAAAAGGAACAAGAGUAUCAAGAACUCACGUCGUUAAUACAAAUGCAUGAGGCUCAAGGAGAAAACAACAAGCAAGGUUCAUCUGCAUAAAAUGUAACAGUAUUCUUCAGAUUAUUUUAUUAUUUGUUAGCUGUUUCAAUGAUUGUGUAUAUUUCUCUGCUACAAUAAAUUACAAAUAAAGAGUGUCUGUUUUUAUUGAAACACUGUAUGUUUUUUUU
This is a messenger RNA of Schistocerca cancellata (South American locust), 1598 nucleotides long. It is a transcript of the gene Taf7, whose product is annotated as transcription initiation factor TFIID subunit 7. The transcript has 8 exons. The coding region runs from base 154 to 1470 and encodes 438 amino acids. Lineage: Eukaryota; Metazoa; Arthropoda; Insecta; Orthoptera; Acrididae. Gene Ontology annotation, molecular function: RNA polymerase II general transcription initiation factor activity. Gene Ontology annotation, biological process: RNA polymerase II preinitiation complex assembly; transcription initiation at RNA polymerase II promoter. The record is from RefSeq and is a predicted model, not a curated record. Gene Ontology annotation, cellular component: transcription factor TFIID complex.